CAAGUAAACUUCUGCCGUGACAUUGCGUGCCCGUAUCCUUUAUAUUUUCCUUGAUGAACUAUGAACUGCUGACUGUGCAGUUUAUUUGACCAGCGGUUAGAAUGAAGCAUGCGUAGUGAUAAUAUUCAACGUGGCUUUCCGGUCAUAGAUCUAAAUGAGUUGUAGUACGGUAGAUAGAGAUAACAAACAUAACGUAUAACCUUGGGAAAUGUUGCCUAUUACAGAUUAUCAAAAAAUCGGCAUUGGUGUGACAGGCUUUGGAGUAUUUUUUCUCUUUCUGGGAGUUUUGUUCUUUUUCGACAAAGGUCUUUUAGCUAUUGGAAAUAUACUAUUCAUUUCUGGAUUAGCACUGGUAAUUGGAUUAGAAAGAACUUUUAGAUUUUUCUUUCAAAAACACAAGCUCAAGGGAAGUUCUUGUUUUCUUGGUGGAGUUUUAGUUGUUCUCAUUGGUUGGCCUCUUAUAGGAAUGAUCAUAGAAAUUUAUGGAUUUAUACUUUUGUUUAGUGGCUUCUUUCCAGUUGUUAUAAACUUUUUAAGAAGAGUACCUGUCAUUGGGAAUAUACUCAACCUCCCAGGAAUUAGCAUGAUAGUGGGUAAAUUAGCAGGAGAUGGAAGCAACUCAAUGGUGUAAAUCACCGAGAUCUCAAUAUAUCCAGGCCAUUUUCUGGCAGAACUGCACUGGAAGAAACCCAUCUACUAUCAGAAGUGCUAUAUUAGGGAAAAUGAGUUUUGGACUUCAUAGCAACUUAAUUUGCUAAGUUCCCCAUCAGUUCUGUUUUGUGGCUCCUCUUCAUUUUGUAUCAUGGAAGGAAACAACUUUUUCCUGCAAAAUAGACCAUAAUAAAUAUUCCUGCACAUAUUGUA
Molecule: messenger RNA, 864 nt
Organism: Pocillopora verrucosa
Lineage: Eukaryota; Metazoa; Cnidaria; Anthozoa; Scleractinia; Pocilloporidae
Product: vesicle transport protein GOT1B
Biological process (GO): retrograde transport, endosome to Golgi; endoplasmic reticulum to Golgi vesicle-mediated transport
Cellular component (GO): membrane; endoplasmic reticulum
Source: RefSeq, a predicted model, not a curated record